This is a messenger RNA of Amoebophrya sp. A120, 7557 nucleotides long. The record is from the annotation of a GenBank genome assembly. Lineage: Eukaryota; Dinophyceae; Syndiniales; Amoebophryaceae.
AUGAAUCUUCAAUCAAGCGAAACAAUGGUGGAUCUCGUGAUUGCGACUACAGGCUGUUCUGCGGAAGUUGCAGAGCUCUUGUUUGGAUAUUAUGGCGGCGAUGCGGAAAAGCUUUUGAAUGCCGUGCUGGAUGAUGCCAGUCUGGCGCAGCCCGAUAAUCCCCUAGAAGUGGCGGCACUUCUGAUGCAGAAAGCCAAGAACUCGCCGGGCCAGCGGGUGCGAGGCAACGACUUUGAACAGCGCAGCCGUAGUCCCAUACUAGGACAUAACGCACAAGAGCCGAGAAACGACGCCAGCAAGACACUGCGCGAUGGCCAGAGUACAAACCCGAUGACUCGUAAAAUCAAAAACGAAUCCUCAUUGAGGAUUCGUGAUUUGUUAUAUCCACAUUUGUUGCGAGAAUUUGAUGCGAAGUCGGUGGGUACAGGUAACGUUGCAGCGGAGUCCACUCCUGCGACAGGUACUACGACCGGCUCUUCUUCGUCAUCGGGAUCGUCGUCAAGCUCCGCCUCCGGAGGCGCAGACCUCAAGGGCCACAAACAAAAAGGCGAGGCCAGCGAGGAGAGUGCCUACAACGAGGCACUGAAGCGGGCGAACAUCUCUACUGGCGGAGGAAAAUUUCGAAAAAUGAAGAUCAAACAAUGGAUAUUCUUUGCUGAUGGAAUGCUUCAGUGUGACGACGACACCGGCUUCAAUUACGCAUUCAGGUUAGAUCCGGCACGCACACAGCCGGGGCGCAUCUACAACACCGACGGGGGCCAGUGGUACAAACGUCGGGAAACGCCAAAGCCCCCCGUAGGCGCAGACGUUCCGCUGCUGCGGAUGCCGGAACAAGUGCGCCUGGACCCGGAGAUUUUCGGUGCAAGAGCGGAGGAGGCGAACGAACAGCUUGGAAAAUUCCUUCGGCUGCAUCGCGCACUCAUCUCGAAAGCAAUGUUGGUACGGUCGCAGUCACUGCCUUUCUACCCGGGCCGAUAUCUGUUCGCGGAGUCGGACGAGGACGAUCCCGCAAGUAGCGCUGCCCGGGACAUAGAAUUCGCUUCUGUGCCGUUCCUGGUUCGGGAAGGAGCUGCGAGCGCAUCGGAUGUCGUCCACCUGACGGACCUGCUGCGGGAUCCCGCAUGCAGCAUCACAGCCGCAGCGGCCGGGGCCCCACCCACUCUCAGCACGGUCGCGCGCGGAAAAAGGCCCGCAGCGUUCGCCGCGGCCGAGCAUGCCGGCAUUGAGGGAAUAGGAGAUCGUGAAGAAGGAACAGCUAACAGCGAUUACGGAAUUUCCUUCAAGUGGAACCGACCAGCAGGGGUUUUUCAGGGGGAGACCAUUACUGAGGGAUUCCGCGACGACAUGGCACAGACGCGUUUCCUCGGUGGCCCGCCGAAACACGUCCACUACGGGUGGAAAGAGUUGUGGAAGUACGGCCGCAAGGGAGCCAUCGAAUUCGGCCGUCAUUUUGCUUGCGAUGCCAACACCAUGUCGCAUAUGCUGUGCCCGCACCUGGUGGGGUUUGACGUGCGCUACAUCUGUCAUCAACCCUACAAAAUGGCGCUCGGUGACGAUUGGAAGGAAAAACAGGGCGACUUCCUUUCCUUUGAGGUUCUUAGUGAAGAGAACGCGGACCACAAGGAGCCCCGUUGGUUUCAAGAUCGUAGCCGCCCGUGGUUCGGACACGUCCAAAGGAAAAACGACAAAGCCGAUGAGCAGUUGUGGCGGUACCACCUGAAUCGCUUCUACAGAGAGGUCGAAGACCAUCCCGGUGCAGAGCUCGCCAUUCCGCGGCACAGCUGGUUUUAUGAUUUUUUCAGAACAAACAGCGGUGACGUGAUGAAGCUCCAUGUGAGCCGCGUCGUACAGGAGAGCGUGAAGCGCGUCCGUUUCCUGUACCCAAACCGAGAAGUCUCGUACAAUUUGCAAGUUCGAAGAAUCGAAGAGCUGCCGCAGUUGACGCGCAUCGGCACUAUGGACGUGCAAGCAGAAUUUGAACUCCCGAACAACGAUCACGAUCUUCCGGCAACCAUGCCUCCAGGCUGGAGCAAGACGUUUCCACUUCGGCCUGAGCAACUUCGGUCCUUGCGCUGGAUGCAGGAACGUGAGCGGCAGGCAAGUACACACACUACCGAAAUCGUCCGCGUCUUCCGAUUUACGGACGUUCUUGAUUGCUUUCUGCAGGUGACGAUCAAGAUCGGCACACCAAUCGGCGGAGGGAUUCUCGCGGACAAGGUGGGAUACGGCAAGACAGCAACCUGUAUCGGUUUGAUUUCCUCUAGCAUCAGCGAAAACAAUGUCGCGCCCCCGCGUGGCCCUGGUUCUCUUCUCCGCAUCGAUUCGAAAGACAUGGAGUCCGUUCGGCACAGUGCGAGGGCAGCAGAUCAGAACGUGUCCACUGCGUCAGAGAGCACCACCAGCGUGGGAGCAGCGAGCGACGACGGCGGCUUGCGUUACAUCGUCACAGAGGACGGCCGCAAACUGAUCCGCUCCAACGCCACCGUCAUACUCGUCCCGAGCCAUUUGAUUGGCCAGUGGUCGCAAGAGAUCAGUAAGUUCGACGCAGGACGCCGCCUGAGAGUCCUCGUGGUGCGAACAGUGUCGGACAUGAAGAAGCCACAGAGGGCGUACGUAGAGGACUACGACGUGAUUAUGUGCACGUACAGGCUUUUGUACUCGAAGACAUACGAACAAGAGCAGGAGAACCGGCGCCGCGAAGCCGGGUCCGAGGAACCGGCGCAGCGACUUCCAGGUCAUUUUGACCGACCUAAUAGACGCAGCCAAAGUUGCCGCCUGCUCGAGGACUUCUUCUGGAAGCGCAUUGUCUAUGACGAAUUCCACGAACUGGAGGGCAUGGAUGUGGAGAAAAUUGAUAACCUGCUGCAAUUCAAUGCGCAAAACGUCUGGGGUUUGACAGGAACGCCCCGCGUCGAAACGGUGAAGGCUGUUGUCGGGAUGGCGUCAUUGUUCCGCAUCGACCUGGUGGGGCUGCAAGAAGAGUCGCAGGACCUGGGCGAUCGCGUGCAGAAUGUCCUCACGACGGGCGUCUGGAAUGCCAAAAACUUAAAAACGACAGAAGAAGAUCUAGCAGUGAAUAGAUCGCGCUGCCCUGCAAAGACGAGAAGAUGGAAGAUCGAAGAGCUGCGCGUCGCUGGAAGUUCCGUUCCUCAUCCUCGAGUCCCGUGUCCAGUAUGCUCCAUUGCAGGCUGCGUAACGAUCUCAGAGUACGAAGAGGGGGCGCAGCAGGUGCCGGGCGAACACGGCGAGAGGGAAGCAAGUGCGCUGCUUUCGUGUGGAUUUUGCCAGAGUUCAGCCAGGGUGAAGAUAGACGAGUUUCAUCAAGAAAACGAGGCAAUGUUGAAGCCUGCGGAAGCUGAUAAAAGGGACGAGCGCAGAUUCGAACUUUUGGCAGAGUCGCACUUUUGGGACUACUCUGCUGUGCAUUGGAGCCAAGCCCGGAAGUUUGUGGAGGUUGGUUUGCGGUUUAGAUGAUUGAAAGUUCUUCUUACGUGACCUUGUCACGCGAACGCACUUGUUCCGUUUGCCAUUUAAUUGAUUUCGUCUUAACUGAAAUAAAGAGGACCCCUACGAAAAAAGCAACGCAGAUGACGUAAGAAAGUAAGGGAGAGAGCAUGCAGGGUCGACAUUUUUAGUUUUGUCCAAAAGCUGUAUAUCUAUGUGAUCUCAAAAACAGUCCUUCAUCCGUCAAAACUCGGCGGAGUCGUUGCUGGAAGGGAUCGAGACGCAGGAGCACGUGAUUGCCUUGACGCAGACUCCGUCGGAGCGGGCACUGUACAUGAACGAAGUGAACAAUCUGAACUACGUCGAGGUAGGAUUGGUAGACCAGGAGGACGACGAAAAUUCAAACGAAAAAGGUGCAGCAGCUCAGAAUCCUGACGCAGAGCAAAAACCGGCGCUGAAGAAGCAAAAGAUAUGCAGCGAAGGUCUCGACUUCGGCAAUCUGGUCGUCGCAAAGACGGACACCCGGAGUCGUGAGCGUCUGAUCAAAUUGUGCUGCAAUUUCUCCACCGUGGACCGAGUCGAAGUUGAUACCGCGAACAAGGAGAUCAAUCGAGUAUACGCACUGCACCAACGUCGCCUCGACGCGGCUUUGAGCAAGGUACGUGGUCAGAAGAUACAGAGACAUCACUGGAGCGUUUCCUUGAGCCUCAAAACGAACAAAGAUCAUGCGCUUAGUCGCCUCUUGUCGGUCUCGGCCUGAUGUGACAUUGAUUCAAUGUUUGUAGGUUCUUGGUUUAAGAAGUGAGUCAUUGGUGAGGCCAGGAUACAACAGGAUUUGACGAUCUUUUCUAUCAUCAAUCAUUCAUGGCAUCAAAGCCCUGUCUGAUCAGCAACUCCUGUGCAUCUCGACAAAACUACAGGUAGCGACUGCCAUGCGACAGGUGGAGUGCGCCAAGCGGCUGUAUCGCGACUGGGGCAACGAGCGGGAUUAUAGUGCAACGCCUUUGGUCCACAAGCUCGACGCAGCCGUUCAGGAGGCGAGGCAGCGGGCGGGACCGCUGUCGCCUGGCUCUCGCGGUGGAAAACUAGAUCUACUGGACGCCGAUCGGUAUUUGCUGCAGCGACUCGAGUACUUGCGGUGGUUGCUACUCUCUCCUACUAAAUUUCGGGACCCCUUUGGAGACGACCCGACGAAGCAGCUCGACCCAAUCUGGGACCUGGGACUGCCCGGCCUGCUCUCCGCGGCGUUUGACAACAGCAAGCCCGGUAAUUUGAGCCCGGAGGAGCUGCAAUUCCGUGAUCGACUAGACCCGUAUUUCCCAAAGAUGGAUCCCGAGCGAUUUUGGGAAAAACAGAUGACACCCCUGCAGACGGUGCCCGGCCGCCCAGACUGCGGGGAAGGAGAAGAUGCGGCUGCGCUGCUCGUGCGACAGGUCUUCGAUUACGGGCUGAAGAAUUUUCACAGGCGUCUUGAGGUUGAGUUGAAGCAGAACUUCCAGCCCUUUGCUUUCUUUUGUCGCACUCUGAAAACGUUCUGCCGUCCCCAGGCUCAGGCACCGGGGAAGGCAAACCCAAACACCACCGCGAGCUCUUCCUCCUCCGCACCGGUUAUGCAGCAGGAUACCAGUCUAGGCAAUGCGGUUUCAUCUGCCGGAGGUGAUAACGAAAAUGAGGAGGUCGCUACCGUGGAGUUUGAGUGUCCUGUGUGCUUGGAAGUUGCGAAGGGCAACAGUGAGCCAGUCGACUACAGCAAAGGAGAAUUUGCGGUGCGUGACAUUCGUUUAACACCUUGCGGGCACGCGUUCUGUCGCUCGUGUCUGAUGGAACAAGUGCAAAGUCAUGGAAGUUGUCCCACGUGCCGGAAGCCCAAUCUGAAGACCACCGAUUUAUGCGACAUUGCCGAAGAGGCGGACGACAUUCGGAAAAGAGAAGCGCAAAUCGAAAAGCACCAAGCGCAAGUGCCAGAGCACACCGAGUCCGAUGGACCUAAAGAGAAGGGGGCUGAGCCAGCGUAUUGUACUCGAUUUGAUCUGAUGAAGUAGAAGUCGUGCUCGUGCCUUUCUUUGCCGCUCUGUGUAUUCUUUUAUUCUUCGUGCGCUGAGCCUGAGGUACUACUGCAGCAGUACAACUUCAUCGUCCUGUAAUAGUAAUAUCCACUAUGCUUGAUAUGAAAUAUGAAAAUUUGAGGUCGUCCAACAUGGCAGUAUCCGAAUAUCUAGAAACCAGCUGGGGAAAACUGGAGUUGUACAACAACCGGUUCGGGCACAUCGAGCGGCACGAGAGGAUCUUGGCCGAGGACAAGCGGAAGACGUACAAAAAGUAUGGCUCCAAAAUUGAAGCCAUGAUCCUGGUGUUGCAGAAGAUCCUGGAGGACGACCCGAGUGCGAAGUGCAUCGUGUUUGCGCAGUGGAAAAUGAUUGAAGAGAAGAUUGAGAGCGCUUUCCACGGGUACCGCUUGCCCUACACGACUCUGUACGGUUCCCCGACAUGCAAGGCGAGAAUUCUGAAGGACUUCCAAGUCACCUACCCCACCGGUCAAGCCAUUCCACACGGUGUGCCCCGGAUCCUGGUGAUGUCUUUUGAAAACAACGCUUCCGGGGCAAAUCUCACCAGUGCCAACCACGUGCUCUUCGCGCAUCCCAUGGGUAAGUAUCUACAAGAAACCACUUCCUGACUAUUUUCACUAGGUCGCUUUGGGAUUUGGUCCUUUUUCUGUCACUGGUAGUUUAUCUUUAGGUCACUGGCAGCACAGUAAGAUUGAUGUUUCAUGGAUCGAGGGAAAGGCUCUUUCUCAGUUUGGAGCACGACACGGAAAAUUGAAACGGAAUAGAAAGAAACUAAAAUCGCUCAUUUACACCAGUGGCGAACACCUUCUCCAAAGCCCUCGCGUACGAAACGCAAGCGAUUGGAAGAGCGAGACGGUACGGACAGAAAAAAACCGUGCACGUGUGGAGAUUCGUUACCCGAGAUACCGUGGAAACAGAAGUCGUUAUCCAGCAUCAAUUGGCUCUGAAGAAACGCGCAGCAGCGAAGCGGGUUCUUGCAGACCGAGUCGCGGAACGACAGGAGGCUAGUGCGGCGAGCAGUAGCAGCAGCAGUGGCAAGGGCGUUGCUACGGAUGCGAACACUGUUAGUAGUUCUUCGGCAGUGGAUCUUCCAAUGCGCGACGCUACUACCGUCUGGGGAAUCCUCCGAGCGGCGCUGUUGAAGGUCAGGCGCUUUCUUUUUUGCCGUAGAUAAUCUAGGGCAGAUUUUCACUCACUAAGUGCGUCGAAAACUACCACUACCAUUAAAUGCACCGGUCGCAUGCUUUUUUCUUUUCAGAGUUGAAAUAUCAGUUUUUCGAGGAUUUACAAGUGAGCUGCAGAGCAUCAUGAGCCAUCCAAAUUUCCAAUGAAAAAAGGUUGGCCUGGGGAUACAUGUUAUGGUCAAGGAUGUCAAGACCGACGUUCUUGCGAGCGGGUUCACCGAGGAACAGUUAACGCAGACGCUACUUACUUUUGCGUCUCGGGGCAUCAUUAAGCGAGGCGCUUGGAUAGGCGAAGCCUAUUUCUACACUCAUCGACGGGAGCUGCCGCAUUCCUAAUCGGCAUCGGCAUGCCCAUUGCAUUUGCAAAUGCGAAUCCCAAUGGAUGCGCACAAUAGGUCGUUUGCUUUGAUUGCUACCGAAGUUGGGUGUGUAUGCCUAUGCACCCCUAAGAAAACGCGAUUCAGUAUUCCAUAGGGCGACUGUGUAUGAUUGUGUCCCAUCUGUAUUUCUAACAAUUUCCUAGAAGAUGAACAACGCAGAUUCGCUGGAUCAAAGACAAAAUCAAAAGGGAGGUGUGACAGAAGUCUACAAGGAAGUAAAUGGCAAUUGGCAAGCAACAAGUGGACGCGUACGAUGUGUGAUUUGUCUCGCUGGACAAAAAUCAUUUCUUUCUCCUUGUAAUUCCACACGUAUUUAUUUGCAGGUGCGAAAGUCAAAUACCGUCGUGUUUCUGCUGAUAGUAAUGAGGGGCAAAUAUUACGAGGAAAUAAGGGACAGAGAGUACAACUUUCAUCUCGUCUUGUCACGUUCAUCGAGGACGUCCUGUCACCAUAUAAUGCUUGUUCUUAUCCCAUCAAUCGUGG